This is a messenger RNA of Periconia digitata, 1410 nucleotides long. The record is from the annotation of a GenBank genome assembly. Lineage: Eukaryota; Fungi; Ascomycota; Dothideomycetes; Pleosporales; Periconiaceae.
AAGAAUUGGGAUGAUUUCGUACCACUCUUGUGCUAUUGCGCCUCGAGCAAACAAUACAAAAUGACAAUGCUCAUCAGCGUCCUCGCGUUAACAUUGUUGCGCUAUGCUCUCGCAAAGACAUCGCCAAAUGAGACUGGUCGGUUGCCUGCAAUGGGAUGGAGCUCGUGGAAUGAGUACAGAUGUGACAUCAACGAAGAUGUCUUCUUGACUGUGGGUAGCCAGCUAGUUUCACUCGGCCUCAAGGAUCUAGGAUACGAAAACGUCAACAUUGAUGACUGCUGGAGCAACAAAACACAUCAGCGAGACAACUCGACCGGCAGAAUUCAGCCCGACUACAACAAGUUUCCAGGAGGUAUCAAGCACACCGCGGACAAGAUACACAAUUUAGGACUCAAAAUUGGUAUCUACAGCGACGCUGGCACUUUGACAUGCGGAGGAUAUGCUGGGUCUCUGAAUCAUGAGGUGUUGGAUGCGAAGGCAUUCGCUGAAUGGGGCAUCGACUAUCUCAAGUACGAUAACUGUAACGUACCGAAAGAGUGGCAUGAUGAUUACCGCUGGUUCCCGGAAAAUUGGAAGGGAGGUCAUCCCGCCGAGGAUCAAACAGGCGGCGGUCCAGAAGAGAACAAUGAAUCCAAGCCAGUGCCAGCACCGCCAGGAUACAACUGGACGGAUUCGAAAACAUAUGAGCGUUAUGAGACGAUGAGUAAGGCACUGGACGCCGUCAAUCAUACAAUCCAAUUUUCCCAAUGCGCAUGGGGCCACGCGCGCAUCGACGAGUGGGGGAAUACAACGGGCCACAGUUGGAGAAUGUGGGGAGACAUUUAUCCUUUAUGGACAGGCUCAUUCGAGGGUCAGUGGGGCAUCAUGCCCAUCCUCAACCAUGCGUCUUUCUUUUAUAACAGUACCGACUUCUGGGGUCAUGCCGACUGGGACAUGCUCGAAGUCGGCAACGGCAACCUGACACUGGAAGAGAGCCGAUCACACUUCAGCAUGUGGGCCGCCUUGAAGUCUCCGCUCAUCAUCGGUACGCCUCUCGAUGGUAUCAAGCCUGAGAUACUGGAAAUUCUCAGCAACAAAGAUCUUAUUGCUUUCAAUCAAGACCCGGUUUUUGGAGCUCCAGCUAAACCGUACAAAUGGGGUGUGAAUGCUGACUUCACCUGGAAUCAAACACAUCCAGCGGAAUACUGGAGCGGGGAAUCUUCCAAUGGUAUCCACAUCUUUGCUCUCAACACUCUCGAUACUGCUCAGAACAAGACCAUCGCAUUCUCGGAAGUGCCUGGUCUGGUAGCGAACACCAGUUAUACUGUUCAUGAUUCGUGGACUGGCAAACAGAUGGGAAUUUUUGCAACUGAAUAUACGACGCUUGUUGAACGGCAUGACACGAUGGCAAUAAGAUUGGUGGAAGCUUAA